ACGAGACUUCUUCUGUAACACCACAGAAGAAGUCCCGUGUCCUUCACAACAGCUAACAUGGCUACCGCUACUAAAAUCGUUCAGAGGCUUCGAAAUUUCUUGGCGGGGCGUGAUCUGCAAGCCAAGCUGCAGCUGCGUUAUGAGGAGAUAGCAAAGAGGACACAGCCUCCACCAAGUCUGCCUGUAGGCCCCAGCCACAAGUUUGCCAACAACUACUAUUACACCCGAGAUGGCCGCAGAGAGUCGGUACCCGCCACAGUAGUGAUGUCUUCACAGAAAGCUCUGACUGCUGGGAGUGAGGUUGCAAAGACCACAAAGGCUCCUGUGACGCCGGGAACUGUUUAUGAACCACCUCCACUGUCCACAGACCAGCCGUACCUCUGAGCAGCACCCUGAGCCGCUUCAUGACUUCUGUUGGUUGUAUCUUGUACAAUAGAAAGUGUUAAUAAAAUAUGCUAUUGUUUCAA
Molecule: messenger RNA, 467 nt
Organism: Cyprinodon variegatus (sheepshead minnow)
Lineage: Eukaryota; Metazoa; Chordata; Actinopteri; Cyprinodontiformes; Cyprinodontidae
Gene: ndufa7
Product: NADH:ubiquinone oxidoreductase subunit A7
Exons: 4
Coding region: 58-384 (108 amino acids)
Biological process (GO): ATP synthesis coupled electron transport; mitochondrial electron transport, NADH to ubiquinone
Cellular component (GO): mitochondrial inner membrane
Source: RefSeq, a predicted model, not a curated record